AUGUUUCACCGAACUUUAAUUGUCAUUUUCAAUUACAUUAGCUGCUCAAGCGCCUUCGGAGAACCGAGUUUUCCUCUGACUCUGUCAUCCAACCUGGAGGAGCCUCCCGAGUGGCUACUUCGGCCUUACGUUGCCCCGGCUUUGCGCGGUCUCGAAACAAUUGAAGAAGUGGUCACUCCAGUGAGUCAUGAAGCCCCGUCCACUGGGCCCAAGUACGUCUCGUCUCGUCGACGACGGGACGGAGGCGGCGGCACCAGAUGCUUCAAACCCCCACCGAGGCCUCUGCCGCAGCAGCCCUCCGCCGCUCCCCUUCGCAUGCAAUCUUUCAACGAUGCCGCGGUAAUCGAGGAAAUUUGCUCAAACCCCACCUCUGACUUGGCAAAAUUCCACCUCGCGGCAGCCCAAACACGCGUGCGGAGGCAGCGGGCGAUGCUCAGGAAGAUAAAAAGGCGGCCCGGCGAUGUGGUGACUAUUUCCGAGGAGACUGAACGCCGCUUCCAGACCUUCAUCCUGGCUGCAGCCCUCGGCGACGAUGACGACGACUAG
Molecule: messenger RNA, 546 nt
Organism: Mesocestoides corti
Lineage: Eukaryota; Metazoa; Platyhelminthes; Cestoda; Cyclophyllidea; Mesocestoididae
Source: the annotation of a GenBank genome assembly